Messenger RNA from Prunus armeniaca (apricot), 1686 nucleotides. Lineage: Eukaryota; Viridiplantae; Streptophyta; Magnoliopsida; Rosales; Rosaceae. The record is from the annotation of a GenBank genome assembly.
AUGAAGUACGUUUUGGUAACAGGUGGUGUGGUGAGUGGGCUGGGCAAAGGCGUCACUGCCAGCAGUAUCGGCGUCGUCCUCAAAGCCUGUGGCCUUCGCGUCACCUCCAUCAAAAUCGAUCCAUACUUGAACACAGAUGCUGGCACCAUGUCUCCCUUUGAACAUGGCGAGGUUUUUGUUCUCGAUGAUGGUGGAGAGGUUGAUUUAGACCUCGGCAACUAUGAACGAUUCCUAGAUGUCACUCUUACUAGGGACAACAACAUUACCACUGGGAAGAUAUAUCAGUCUGUCCUGGAUAAGGAGCGGAGAGGCGAUUACCUUGGAAAGACUGUUCAGGUUGUUCCACACAUCACUGAUGCCAUUAAGACCUGGAUCGAAUCAGUUUCUCUCAUUCCUGUCGAUGGAAAAGAGGGCCCUGCAGAUGUUUGUGUUAUAGAGUUGGGUGGGACUGUGGGUGACAUUGAAUCCAUGCCAUUCAUUGAGGCUCUGCGCCAAUUGUCUUUUUCAGUUGGGCAAGAAAACUUUUGUCUUAUUCAUGUGAGCCUAAUCCCGGUACUGGGUGUUGUUGGAGAGCAAAAAACAAAGCCUACACAACAUAGUGUGCGGGAACUAAGAGCAUUAGGCUUGACUCCUCAUCUAUUAGCAUGUCGCUCUGCGCAGCCAUUAUUGGAAAAUACGAAGGAGAAACUUUCACAAUUUUGUCAUGUUGCAGCUGGUAAUAUUCUCAAUAUCCAUGAUGUACCAAACAUUUGGCAUGUUCCUCUCUUACUUAGGAACCAAAAUGCUCAUCAUUCAAUUCUUCAACAACUAAAUUUACUAAGCAUUGCUAUGCCUCCUGACUUAAGAGACUGGACCAAGAUGGCAGAGACUUACGAUAAUCUCACAAAUUCUGUGAGGAUUGCCAUGGUGGGGAAGUAUGUUGGCCUUACAGAUUCAUAUCUAUCUGUAGUGAAGGCCCUUUUGCAUGCUUGCGUCGCAUGUUCUUUAAAGCCAUCAAUUGACUGGAUUGCCGCUUCUGACCUUGAAGAUGACAGUGCCAAACUGACACCAGAAGCACAUGCUGCUGCAUGGGAGACUCUAAAGAAUGCUGCAUGCGUCUUGGUUCCUGGCGGAUUUGGAGAUCGUGGUGUGAAAGGUAUGAUAUUAGCUGCAAAGUAUGCCAGAGAGAACAAUGUUCCUUAUCUUGGGAUUUGUUUGGGCAUGCAGAUUUCCGUGAUUGAGUUCGCAAGAUCCGUUUUGAGUUUAGAAAGGGCGGACAGCACAGAGUUCGAUGAACAUACACCAAAUCCUGUUGUAGUUUUUAUGCCCGAGGGUUCAAGAACGCAUAUGGGAAGCACAAUGAGACUGGGAUCCAGAAGAACACUUUUCCAGACUCCUGAUUGCAUUACUUCAAAGCUGUACCAUAACUCAGAGUAUGUGGAUGAACGGCAUCGGCAUAGAUAUGAGGUGAACCCAGAUGUUAUUGGAAUUCUUGAAGAAGCGGGCCUAAAAUUUGUAGGGAAGGAUGACAGUGGAAGACGAAUGGAGAUUUUAGAGCUUCCAAGCCAUCCAUUCUAUGUAGGAGUGCAAUUUCAUCCGGAAUUUAAAUCACGGCCUGGGAAGCCCUCAGCUCUCUUUUUAGGUCUUAUCUUGGCAGCAACAGGGCAGUUGGAAACAUAUCUUGACCGGCAUCCAAAUACAAGUUGA